Messenger RNA from Amoebophrya sp. A120, 2807 nucleotides. Lineage: Eukaryota; Dinophyceae; Syndiniales; Amoebophryaceae. The record is from the annotation of a GenBank genome assembly.
GCCAGUGCGUUAGGAAAUUUGACAUCGCAAGCUGCAUUGUAAAAAAAGAAAAUAUCAUUAAAUUGCAAUUUUUGGCUUGAUGGUCGACGAGACGAGUGCAGUGCUGCGUUAGGUGGCGUUACUUACUUACCUCUUUUCUCGGAGCUGUUAUCUGAGUUCUGUUGAUCUCUAUUACGUACUUAACCGAGACCGGGGCCGGAGCUUGCUCUUGCGCAUCCACGGUUACGGUUUGGAAAAAUGGCGCCAGAAGUGAGGAGGCGACUGGAAGACCCAGCCGAGGUGCGUCGCCGCGAGGCAGCAGUGCUCUCGGCAGCCAGGAUAAUCGGCAUUGAUAUCGCAACCGAAAAGCACCUGCUGUAUCUAUUAUGUAGUCCUGCGUGCCUUUAUUCUAUCUCGUUGUCGUUUUUCUUUGCGUUAUUUCCGCUACUAGAUGAGCAACUAGGACGGUGGCCCGUCUUCUUUUCUAAGUGUAUGCUGAUGUUCUCUUUACGAUUAAUACGACAAAGUAGACUUCUAUCUGAAUCACAGGUGGAUUGCCGAGUUUGCGUCAGAAGCGAAGCUACCCCCAGACUGGAAGUGGUUCCAGACCGAUGAAGGAGAGACAGCCUAUUACCACCCAGACCGAAAAUAUUCAACAAGAAAACACCAUCGCGAUCACAUUCGUCGACUUUCAACACGCCUAUGCUUGCAAUGCAAAAACUCUGCCGUGCGCAAAAACGCAUCACAGUCAUGCAGAUUUAUUGCGAUUGUCCUCUUUAGGCCUUCUGUUUGAGUUUGUGCAACACAACACAAAUUCGUGAUGUUGCGGCGCUUGCAGCAAUGUGAUGGCUGUUUUAUUGUUGCACAGAAAAAUUUUGUCCAAAACGCACCCCGUGCUGGACAAAUUUGAAACCUUCAUCAACCAACAGCGAGAUUUUGCAAAAAAUCACGAUUCUGUAAUUUGCAGUAUGAGCACGCAGCAGCUGUCCGCAAAACUUGGCGUCGUGCUUGAUGGAGUUCUCAACAGAUACAACAAAGGUACCGGCUACAAAUUUCAAUUUGAUAAAAUGACUAGUACUAACAAGACUUUUUGAAUGAGAAGUGCGCUAGAGAAGUCUCAUGUCCACAAUUCGUGAGCCUGGGAUAGCUAGGCGUAGCUCUGCCUCUGGCGAUCGUGGCACAUGGGAGGAGGCCACCGUAUUGACCUCGUAUCUAGUCGAAGUUGUUGCAGCCUAGACAUCCACAAACGUCAAGCAAUACGUGGGUACCAGAAAACAGCUCGCUGCACUUAUAUAUUUAUAAGCGUCAUGACGUUUCCUGCUGAAAAGUACAAAACGGCACCAUCCGUUUUGCACUACUGGAUUGAAAUGCGUAUAUUAUAAUUUCCUCAAAAAAACCCUGUAUUUCAUGCUAAAAUUCAGCUUCAGUUUGUGUAUAAUAUAAUUAUUUGUCUUGAUACUUCACUAUCUUUCUUGAACUUGAAAUGAAAGGCACAGAAAAACUCAAAGUGCUAUAUAUGUGAUUCCUUGGCCUUGAGGUCUAAGUCUAACGUUUGCCCUGCGCAAGCUAGCGCAAAUAAAAAGCACUGAGAACAAUUUGAGUAUCGAGUUUAAGGGUUUCUUCGUUCGUAUAAUUUAUAUGUAUGAUGCAGUCAAAAACAAAAUCAAAUGGCAGUAAAUACUCAACUCUCAACACGCUGCGCUUAUAGUUGUCGUCUUCUCAACAUCAGGAUAAGCUGUGUUUCUCACUCUGCGAGUCAUAGAGACGCGGGGCUUACUGGCCCCCCGCUUUUUCUCGCCCUUCUUCACGGGUUUCUUUGAUACAGAGGUAGACCAACGUAAUUACAGAUGUGGUUUGGCGCUGAGCCAUUGGAAUCUUAAAUGUAACUGUAAGUCGUUACUACAGUAAGAAUUUGUUUUUGUUCUUCUAGUGGUCUUCAUAAUCAGAAGUACGGCAUGCAUUUAUGGUUGGGCUGUCUUUGCGCCAGGGGCAGCAUCGAAAGUGUGAGCAAGCUCGUGCGCCGGAUGGACCCUUUCCAAUUUCCAGCUAGGGAGUGGUUUUAGUUUAUUCGCGCUCAUCCAGUUUUAUUUUCUCUUCUUCUUUAUUUGCUUCGCGUUCGCGCGUAUUACUUGUAUCUUUAGGUUUUUGAUCUUUUGUGCUAUUGUUGUAGCGAAAGGGAGCGAAGCAUUGAUAUACUGCGAGGAGCUUUAUGCUCCCCUCCUGUGCCUCUAUUUGUGAGUGGUCGAUCGAAAACGAGUCAUAGUUCAUGAUGAAGAUAGAGAUACCGUAUUAACCGUAGCAGUAAAUGUUGUUGCAAGAAUUAGUGGUUUCUAGUAGCUUUUUCAUCCUGAUCCUGCUGCUUUACACCAGCGGGUUCGUGAAGGAUCGAUUGAUGCAGGCACGACGCACCAAGGUUGUUGCGUUCAUGUUUAAUACCAAUUGCCUAUCGUGUCCAAAAUACGCAUUUGAGAUGUUUUAGGAUUUGUUCCGUUUUCUGUGGUUGUCAGUGUCAGCGGAAUGUCGAGAGUAGCACACGAACACUUAAAAUUCCCGAUGCCAGCGGCACACGCGUUGCCGUUUUUUGAACUUGUGGCCAAGAGCAGUGUUCCACGGCAUGCCAACAUGUUCCCAUUGGGUUGACAAUGCGACAUGUCUCAACUACUCAAGGUUUAGAGAAAUACGAAAUAAAGUCCCACCUCCCUUUGGCAUUCUAUACAUCCGUGGCCAAGAGUGUUCCACGUGCAAUAUUGCAUUUUAUCAAAUGUGAGCGAGUUGUAGUGUACACUUGCAGCUCCAGCUCCUCUACGAUCCAGUAGCAGUUCCCCGAC